Schizosaccharomyces octosporus yFS286 is the source of this 690-nucleotide messenger RNA. Its product is annotated as TRAX protein. The record is from RefSeq and is a predicted model, not a curated record. The coding region runs from base 1 to 690 and encodes 229 amino acids. Gene Ontology annotation, molecular function: RNA endonuclease activity; RNA binding; sequence-specific DNA binding. Gene Ontology annotation, cellular component: nucleus; cytoplasm. NCBI's taxonomy places the organism in Eukaryota, Fungi, Ascomycota, Schizosaccharomycetes, Schizosaccharomycetales, Schizosaccharomycetaceae. The transcript has a single exon.
AUGGAAGUUGAAUUUCAACAGUUUCAACGUGUACUUCAAGAACAACAAGAUAAACGAGAAAGGAUUAUCCGGAUCUCUCGAGAAAUCACAAUUCAAAGUAAACGAAUGAUUUUUCUGCUUCAUCAAGCAUCAUCAACGAAGUUUCCCUUACCGUUAGAAUUUGACAAAACAAAGCAGCACAAACAAAACAUCCAAAAACAACUAGGUUUAUUGAAGCAAGAACUGGAUACUCCGGAUGCUGAGCGAUAUGCUGCAUCCUGUUCUCCUGGUAUCCAAGAAUUUGUUGAAGCUUACGCAUUUGAAUAUUGGUUGCAACACCAGUCUCUCAUACAGCCAAAUGAUGCCAAGUUCCAGAUUGAUCUUCAAUCCUUCGACUAUGUUUUGGGAGUUUGUGAUAUGACCGGUGAAAUCAUGCGUUUCCUUAUAACUCAUGGGUCAAAGUUCGCUAUGGUCGACGUUCUUUCACAUGUUCAGUUUCUUCGUGAACUGAAUUUGGAGUGCACAAAAUUAAGAAACUUGAAUCGUCGUUCCCAAAACGAUUUAAAGCAAAAACUUGGCGUCAUGGAUAACAGUAUUUCUAAAGUCGAAAGUAUAUGUUACAGCAAAAUCCUCAGAAUGUCUGACCAAACAUCUGUGAAGAGGGACAUAGAAGAUCUAGCUUCGGAACAGAAAAAGGUUCGUAUUCAUUGA